CCUCAUCUGGCUGAUUAAACCAGCAGUCAGAUUGAACCAUCAAAGUUCUUAUCCGGUCAUCUUAGCCAGACCAAUCAGUUCUGUACUACACACUGGAUUGCUUGGCCAGUUACAGUACCGCUACGUGCCCCUCACGAAGUUUUGCGGAAGACAUCUGUUGGUCUUGGUCUUGCCACAACACGUCGCAACUGGAGUGCAAGUCCUUCUUCCGGGUGAAGACUUGCUCAGGCCGGCCAGCCGAUCGGUGGCUUCCUGAGACUUCAAAAACUCGACGAUCCGGCCAUGUAAAAGAUCAUCGGUCGGAUGCCGCGCAAGAAGGCUGCAGACCGCGUGGGUCCGGUCAAGACCCGAAGCCGUGGCGGCUGUAAAGAAUGCCGCGCGAGUCGAGUUCGCUGCGACACGAAAAAGCCGACAUGCACCAGGUGCUCGGAGAAGGGGUUGGUCUGUACAACUCAACUAGUUCUCAAAUGGGAAUCCGAAUUCGUGAGCCGUGGCCUUGCCUUUGGCCGAGCCGGCGUCUGGAGUAAGGCUCGGGCUGCUGGUGGGCCUUCCCCAAAGCCGUCGCCCUCGGCCUCCGCAUCUAUCUUCUUUGACAAUCAAGAAUGGUGUCCAGUCCCGCUAAUUGAAUCGUGGGGCUUUGUCAAUAGCGGGGUUGCAUCCUUUGACCAGCCGUACGAAGUCGACGUUGCAUGCGACGAAUUGAACGCCCUAGUCGUCCGGGAAAGAGGCUAUCAUCAAUUCCAAUCGCAUGUCAGCGAAAACAGUCUAGACUCGCCGCUCUCGAUGCACAUCUUGGAACCCUCUUUUCCUUACCCGGAGCCUACCAGAUUGACUCCCUCGUUGUCAUUGUUCCCUCCUAUGUCUGCGUCUGAGGAUCGGUGCCUCUUUGACUACUAUCUUCAACAGGUGUGUCCUCGGACCACUGCCAGCUCCAAGCUCUCGUCGCCUUUUGCAUCGGUCAUUCUACCUUUCUGCCUGUCGGCCUCCCCGCUCAUGUUCACCGCGAUACAAGCACUCGGGGCAUGUCAUCGGUCGCGAUUCGACUCUGCAUACAGUGUCAUUGGGCUUCGGCUCAAAGCCCAGGCUCUACGGGGCCUGCGCCAUCGCCUUACAGAAGAAGGCCCUCUCAUCUGCUCCUCCGAUCCUGAGGUGCUAGCUAUCAUGAUGAUGCUGUGCCUCUAUGAGAUCGUAGACAAUUGCGAUCAACGUUGGACGAUCCAUUUGAAAGGUGCCAAAGACCUGAUUCGCCUUCGCAGACAACAGCGGCCUUCCCUCGCUCGCUCUCGUGAUGCUCAAGAUCCUGUGUCGGCUUUUGCCGAGCUCUUCUUCGCCUUCCAAGAUGUUAUGGGGCGCACUGCAUGCGGCGUGGAAGUGAGCUUUGGGACAGAUUACUGGCAGGAGAAUGAACGGAACAUCGACCUCUGGAUGGGUUGCAGUCCCGAGCUCGUUUCUAUCCUCUCUUCUAUCACUGAGAUGAGUCGGACGAGACGAAGUCUGACCACCAAUGCAGCCCGAGCAUCAUUCUCGCAGCGGGCAGCGUCCUUGGUGCGCAAGCUCGAGAACCUUGUGCAAGAGGUUGACGGUGACGAUGACAACAACCUUCAAGCUGCUGCUGAGCUGAAGCGUCUUGCUGCAGUAUUAUAUCUUCACUGCGCACUGUACGGGGCGUCCCCAUCCACGCCCUUGGUGGUGAGCUACGUUCGGAGGAUCUUACGGCUUGUGUCGGACCUACUGGACUCGGGCUCGUUGGUGAGCAUGACGUGGCCUGUGUUCGUGGCUGCAGUUGAACUGGACCCGGUCCAAGAUGAGGUGUGGAGAGAUAACAGUGGUGAGACGGUGGUCUACGGGCGACCCUUAGUGCUGCGGGCAUUGGCGGCGAUGGCGGAGUCGAGCGUGUCCAAUGUUGCUCGGACCCGGGCGGUCAUUGUCAAAGUGUGGCAGGCGCGAGACAGUGACAUGCUCAAAGGGUCGCCUGUGGACGUCUCGGACGACAUCCAGGGCUGCAAUGACUGGGAAUGGUAUGUUGCACCUAUUAGCAAUGCGAUGAGCUUGGCAUGAUGGGGAUCUAUUGCAGCACAACGUUGAUAUGAAUGGGUACGACCUCCGUGGAGUUACAUGUAGGAUAAGUUGGUCUUUUCUUAUUAUGGCUCGGUGUUUUCCAGGACUACAGACUACAGACUACAGAUAGUUCCAG
Aspergillus homomorphus CBS 101889 is the source of this 2194-nucleotide messenger RNA. Its product is annotated as Zn(II)2Cys6 transcription factor. Lineage: Eukaryota; Fungi; Ascomycota; Eurotiomycetes; Eurotiales; Aspergillaceae. Bases 304 to 2058 code for a protein of 584 amino acids. Gene Ontology annotation, molecular function: DNA-binding transcription factor activity, RNA polymerase II-specific; transcription cis-regulatory region binding; zinc ion binding. The record is from RefSeq and is a predicted model, not a curated record. Gene Ontology annotation, cellular component: nucleus. Gene Ontology annotation, biological process: positive regulation of transcription by RNA polymerase II. The transcript has a single exon.